Molecule: messenger RNA, 348 nt
Organism: Myotis myotis
Lineage: Eukaryota; Metazoa; Chordata; Mammalia; Chiroptera; Vespertilionidae
Product: keratin-associated protein 21-1-like
Exons: 1
Coding region: 1-348 (115 amino acids)
Biological process (GO): hair follicle development
Source: RefSeq, a predicted model, not a curated record
AUGUGCUGCAACUACUACGGGAACUCCUACGGGGGCUGUGGCUACGGCUGUGGCUAUGGCUCUGGUUAUGGCUGUGGCUAUGGCUCUGGCUAUGGCUGUGGCUAUGGCUCUGGUUAUGGCUGUGGCUACGGCUCUGGGUAUGGCUGUGGCUAUGGAUCCAGAUAUGGUUGUGGAUAUGGAUCUGGAUAUGGCUGUGGCUACGACUCUGGCUACGGCUGUGGCUAUGGCUGUGGCUAUGGAUCUGGCUAUGGCUCUGGAUACGGCUGUGGCUACGGCUCUGGCUAUGGCAGUGGCUGCUGUACCUUCCGACCAUGCUGCUACCGACGAUGCUAUUCUUCUUGCUGCUAG